This is a messenger RNA of Venturia canescens, 2923 nucleotides long. RefSeq lists its product as uncharacterized. Gene Ontology annotation, biological process: SCF-dependent proteasomal ubiquitin-dependent protein catabolic process. Lineage: Eukaryota; Metazoa; Arthropoda; Insecta; Hymenoptera; Ichneumonidae. The record is from RefSeq and is a predicted model, not a curated record. The transcript has 3 exons. Bases 889 to 2652 code for a protein of 587 amino acids. Gene Ontology annotation, cellular component: SCF ubiquitin ligase complex.
UCGUAGGAGCACGAGCGUCGCUCCGCGGAAUCCACCAUCGUAAAAGCUUUCGAACCGUGUCAUCGGCUCGGGAAGUGGGGAUACGCGAGCCUCGGAGAAAUGUCGAGCUGUGGGCAGUUGGGAUAAGGAAUUUGAAGAAUUGGCUGACUCCCCCCCAUUCAUCGCGGAUUUAAUGUGACCCACAUUCGAGCACGAAAUCUUUCUCCUCCCCGUCGUUGCGCACCGAUGCAUCAACGUUCGCGGGCUUACUCUCGCGAUACCGACACGUCGUGUCUCGGAUUAUUUUUAUUCGUGUUUGGAGAUUUAUUUAUUAUUAAGAAUUGAUAAUUGUUUUAGUCGAAGCGAUCUAACGCCGAUCGAUCAACUUGUUUAUAAACAAAUUUCAUAAUUUCCCUUACAAAGUUGAUAUAAAUUAAUAUAAUUAUAUCUUAAAUUCAGAGAGUAGUGAAAGAAACGAAAGCAGGAAAACACCUGGCUUCUCGGAUAGGAAAUUUGGUCAUAAAAAUUGAAGGCCCAAAGGAAUGGAAGCUGCGAAAUAGUUUUGCGGGAUGUCGGGGGAAAAAUAAGACGAACGAGAGCGCGCUCCUUCGCGGUGUGCGGGGCCAUCAAAAAAUUGAGUAAACUCAAUGUGCAAACUGCGAGGACGACGACGACGACGACGACGACGAGGCCGCCGUCGUCGUCUUGAAAGUGAGUGAGUGAGCAAAGGAGAGAAAGAGAAAGAGAGGCAGAGAGGAGUAAAAGACGACGAAUCGCGUAGUUGGAAGUUACGAUUGCCCGGUGGGAUAGACUCACGAGUCGCGAGCAAUCAGUCUAGCACGAGCAGCCGCUCAGGAGACACCUACACGGGACUUGCUUCUUCCAAGUUGAAGCGAAAACGGAAAUACGAUGCCUGUCCCUGGUAGCCUGGAAGAUCUGAGUAGAAGGAAAGCCUGCGAGAUUCUCAAGGGAGUUUGUCAAAGUUUGCAAAGCCUAUUGAGCCUGGGUGGAUCGGGCCCUUACGCGUUGGAAUACGCGAAACGAGUGCUCAGGCCGUAUUACGUAAAUUCAUUACCGGGAACGAUACGUUGCCGAAUGAUUGACGAGACGUGGAACGACCUUUACUACGGUAGCGUUAAUUCCGCCGGUUUUAUUCAGACACCGCUGUAUCUGUUGACAAUAUUGUUAGGACCGGACGUCAAGAAAUUGAGGAUACGAUUGUGCUGUUAUUACGGAUGCAGCCAUCAGGCCGAUUUGUUGAAGCUAUUGUCGAGCGAGGGAAUUGGUAUGGAAUCUCUCGAAUUGGAGCGUACAGCGAUAUUGCGCCUGGAUUCGCAUCUCUUGCGAGCCGCUCUCACGAAUAUGGCGAAUCUACGAAGCUUGACGAUGAAGAACAUCGCGAACGAUUCGAUCUUGGCUUCGAUCGGUCGAGCCUGUCCAAAUUUGCUUGUCCUCGAUAUUGCCUGCUCGCAACAAGUUACCGAUCGUGGCCUUCACCAUCUCUUGGUCAAGUAUCGUUUUUCCACGAAAAAAGAUACGAGCGUUAAAAUAGCCGAACGAGACGGCCCGAACGAUCGUCAGGGCCGGAAAACCACGUGGUCGCGGAUAAAAGCGUUACUGAAAAAGCUCGACGCGAAGGAGGAUAAGCGCGCGGCGAAGGAAGAAUAUUUACUCGAAAUUAGUGAAACUCGUAAUCCCAUUUGCGAUACUCUCAGAGUUUUGAACAUAACGAAAACGAGAGUGACGACGAAUGGUAUUUUAAUGGUGUUGUCCCGGGUGCCCGAGCUCGAAUCAUUGGCCGACUAUUGCCCGAUUAGCUCGUUAACCGAGAUCCACGAUCGUGCUACACCCGCCGAUCCUACGACUUUUCGUCUUAGGGAGGCGCACGACAGUGAUACGACCACCAAGAGGCUCCGGUCCCUCGCGGAUGCUUGUCCUCGAUUGGAAAAACUCUCAAUCCUUAACCCCCGACAUCCGGCGAGCGGAUUGAGAGCCUUUUCGUCUCUCACUUGUCUGACCAUCGACGCGUUAUCUUGCGAAAUAAGCGAUUGGACGGAAUCACUGAACGAUUAUCUUCGGACGAACGGUUCCAAACUCGAGGAAUUGAAUUUACGGGUGAAAAAACACGGUGACUGCGCGCCACCCGAAUUCGAUAUUGAACAAGUUUUUAUGAAUUGUCCGAACCUGGUGAGCCUGACGAAAGUGGGAGGUCGCGUUGUCUGGAAAAACAGCGAUCGACCGACCUCUCUCAUGAAACAUUUGAAAAUCAUUCAGAUCGGUAAUAUCGUCAGUGUCGAUACGAUCCUCAAUAUAUUGACGCAUUCCCCCGAACUUGCUUCUCUCCAUGUGAAAAGUUGCAACCAAUUGAACGAUCGAGACGUUGAAUUUCUCUCGAAAAGUCUCGCUCAUCAAAAUUUGACCUGCUUGUACAUCGGGGAAGCCAAUAAACUCACCGCCAAAGCUCUUACUUAUUUUCUACAAUGUUGCAAUCGUUUGGAACGCAUCGGCAAUCUCGACAAUUGGAACUUGAGUUGCUACGACAUUCGAUCCGUCACCGAGAUCCUUACCAAACGGAGCGUCAAUUUAAAAUGUUCUUCGAUUCAUCAUUGGUACUUCAACAUCUGUCAAUCGUUCGAAAGGCAUUUGCAAAAAAAAAGCAUUUGCGAAUUAUGAUUUAUAUCGCUUUUCACAUUUAUUCACGCAUUCCCCAUUUUUCUUGUCCGAUGCCAUGUAGAACAAAACAAAUGUCUUAUUGCUUGAAUUAUAGAAGAUCUGUUUUUUUUUUAAUCGCGGCAUUCGAAUUAUAUUUUUUUAAAUAAAUAAAUUUCCCUAUGAAAGAAUGUCUUCUGCGAAUAACGCGUUUGAAGCGUUUGAUCGGAACAAACGACGUCGUCGAUCCUAUAGCUAGUAAAUUCGAUGAAAUAAACGAGCUUUAAAAAUUCAA